AUGAUUGAUUUACUCGGUUUUCUACGUCUUUUAAUCAAUUUAAUACUUUAUCCAUUAGCUGUAGCAUUUCUUAUCUUUUAUCGUUGUUUACAAUGGUUAGGUUUUCAACCAACUAUUCAUGAUUAUCAUGAUCAUAUUGUACUUAUAACUGGUUCAGCAAAUGGUCUUGGAAGAGAAAUAGCUUUAGCAUUUGCAAGAGCUGGUGCUUCAUUAGCACUUUGUGAUAUAGAUGAUAUUGGAAAUCGUGAAACUCAACAACAAUGUUUAACAAUGUUACAUACUCGAAAUUCAUCAAGUCGUGUACGAAUCUAUCGUGUUGAUGUAACACGUUCAGCUGAUAUAUAUGCAUGUGCUGAAAAAGUUCGUUAUGAUCUUGGACAAGUAACAAUACUUGUUGCUAAUGCUGGUUUUGUUAGUGGACGAUCAUUAUUAAAUGAAUCUGAUGUAGAUAUUGAACGUACAUUUAAUGUUAAUUCACUUUCACCUAUUUGGUUAAUUAAAGCAUUUUUACCAUAUAUGCUUGAUGCUAAUCGUGGACAUAUUGUUAUUGUUUCAAGUGUUCUUGGUAUUCAUGCUUCUCAUGGUCCAAUAAGUUAUGUUUCAUCAAAACAUGCUAGUUUAGGUCUUAGUCGAUCACUUCGUCUUGAUAUUCAUGCAACACAUCCAAAUACACGUGUAUCUGUUCAUUGUAUAUGUCCAUAUAUAAUGCGAACAAAAAUGUUUAAUCCAUUAGUAAAUCAUGUUUCAUUAAAAUUUUUAUUACCUGUUGUUUCUCCACGUUAUGCUGCAAAUCAAGUAUUAGAAGCUAUUGUAUGGCGUCGAAAUGAAGUUAUAUUACCAUAUCAUUUGAAAUAUAUUGGUAUUAUUAAUGAUUUUUUAUUACCAGAGUGGUUGUCCGAAUGGCUUUUAUAUCAAGUAUCGGGUAGACGACCAUUGGAUACAUUUCAUAGGGAUAAUGAUGAAAAUACUCGUGAAAAAAGAAGAAAGCAUUUAUAUACAACACAUUAA
This is a messenger RNA of Rotaria sordida, 1008 nucleotides long. The record is from the annotation of a GenBank genome assembly. Lineage: Eukaryota; Metazoa; Rotifera; Eurotatoria; Philodinida; Philodinidae.